AUGACUGCGUGCUAGUAAAAAGCCUCAUACCAUCACUUCAUUUAUAUUGCCAGAUACUUAUUUUCCUUUUGAGAUGUAUCUCAUACGUCUGCUAUUGUUUAGUUUUGGUUCUAUUAUUCAUUAUUUAGCAAAUAAGGAGAUCACAUAAUAUUCUCUAUUUACGGAUGCUUUAUUUUUCUAAUAAAUAUAACUAGAAACUAAUAACACUAUAAUUAAUCAUUUUUUUAAAAUUAUUGCUAAGUAAUCAGAGAGCUAAUACUGAUUGAUCAUUAUUUGUAUUUUAUGCUAAGAAAAGUUACAUAUAAUUAUUUUCUAAGCUGUUUGAAUGUUGAAUGAUAAUUUUUAAAAAGGUAACAAGCUUACAUUAAAAAUUAUAAAGAAAAAUAUGUAUGCCUAGAAAUCUUGUUAAGUCAGGAGGAAUUUUUUUGCCAGUAUGGCAGAAAAUAGAAGUUCAGAUGGAAAAUUUUAUGAAGUGCUUUACGAUUAUAGCUUAAUCGAUCAAUCCUAUGACUUUACUUGCCCAGAAAAUAAAAAUAUAAUACACAGUCAAUGUCCAUCACUAGUUACUGUUCCAGGAUUUUGCUUCCAAGGAAAAACGCAACAAAACAAAACAGCUUACAUUAAUAUUUGUCACUCUCUCGAAUUACCAAAUUGCAAUGUUUAUAAUUCAAAAAUUCAUACUAGUCGUGGAGAUGAAUCGAUUCUAAGAUUUAAUUUAUAUUUAGAUGAUGAACGUGUAGAUAGAGAUGAAAAUGGUAAAAUUUGCAUAUGCUAUGAUACAAUAAUUCAAACAGAAUUUAUGGACUCUAUACUUUCUCACAGUCACCGUGAUCAAAGACUUAAUUACCUAUAUCAAACAGCAUGUAAAGCUAUUUAUGAUAGGUAUAACAUUAAAUUAGAAAAAGAAUUUGAAUUGUUAAAGAAGUUUUAUCAUGGGACUAUGCCAGAAUCUUUGAGAAAUGUAUACAAACGAUUAGGUGUUCUGUCCAAAUCAGAAGAAGGAAAUAAUAAAGAGCCAUACUUCUCUGAUCCUUUCACCAUAAAUACAACAAUAAGGAAAUUUCAUACAGAACGCAAGCCAGAAUUUGACAUUAAAAAUCCUUCAAUUGAAUACGAGAUCCGACAAUUUCCUGCUGAAGGAGAAUUUAAAGGUUUCAUGUUGCAAGUAGUUCUGCCAUAUUUUUCCUUUUUAGAUCCUAGAGAUGUUAAAGUAUUUGCUUCUCGAAAGAAGCUAUUUAUUAGAGAAAAUAAAACAAAUCACCAAUUUUAUUUUUAUCUUCCUAAUGCAAUAUCAGUUAUGGAUUGUAGGAUACAUUAUCAUGAAGGUAAAAUAACAAUAUAUUUACCUCGUGCCAAUCCUUCAUCAAUUUUUACACUUGGACAAUAUCGUAGAAGACCAGAUCCACCAAGAAUUAUUUCACCUCAUGAAGCUCCACGAAGUCAGACACCUAUGCAACAAUUAAGACCUCAUCAUGAGCAAAAUGCUACUGAAACUACUAAUUCGCAGAUUGUUGCAGCACAAAUUUCUCACCAUCAAACAGCCCCUCCACCUCAAAUGUCACCUCGUCAACAAUAUCCACCUCAUUAUAAACCUAACUAUCCUAAUAUAGAUAAUCAUCAAACAAAUGCUCCCCACAUGAAUCAAGGACAUGCAAUGGCUCCUCAUUUCCCACCAACGUCACAGAGAAGUCAUUUUCAGUCUAAUACAUCACAUAUGAGCCAACACCAAGAAAAUAUAGCUCAGAUGCCUCGUCAUCAUGCAGUUCAUUACCAGAUGCCUCCUUCUCAGAAUUCACAACAUAUGCCAUCACAAAUGAAUCACCCUCAAAUGACUUCUCGACCCAAUCAUCUUCAACCAUUGCCCUCACAGAUGCCCCAUAAUCGUGUUAAUCCUCAUUACAUGAAUCGUUAUCCACCAAAUGUGCAGAUGAUGGAACGACAUCAAGGCAAUGCCCCUCCAGUCAAUCGACAGCAAGCCAGUCACCAUCACAUGGGGUAUCCUCAAAUGGAUUCCACCCAAAUGAACCAUCACCAAUCGACUCCUCCUCGAAUGGAGCAUCGUCAAAAUAUUCCUCCACAAAUAGCUCACCACCAAGCAUCCCCAGCUCAAAUGAAUCAACUUCAGAUGGCAUCAUCUCAUUUGGCACAGCUUCAAACUGUACUUUCUCGACAAGUUCAUUUACAAGAAGCUCCUUCCCUGUUGGCUCGGCUGCAAGCUACUCUUUCCCAAGUUGAAAACCUCAAAGCUAACUCAAUACAGCAGGCUGACCCCUCACAAUGUGCAUUGCAAAAACAAGAUAUUGAAACUGAACCCCAGAAACCUCCUCUUCAAAAUACAAACCAAGAAAAAGAUUCAGUUCAAAACAACUCUAUGCAAAUAGCUGAUCUUCAAGCAGCUCUAAAUGAAAUUUCUGAUCUUCAAAAGGCUCUUCUUGAAGCAGCCAAUUUUCAAGUAGCCAACCUUCAAGCUGCAAUUCUCCAUAUCACUACACCACAAAGAGAAGAUUCUCAGAAUCUUCCUCCAACACCUGUAGAACAACAAAUAACUAAUCCUGAAACUCCACAUUCUCAACCUACUACAGAAAGUGAUAAUCUUCAAACUAAUUUUCAACAAUCCCCAUACCCACAGCCUGCCUCUACAGCUGUAAAUACUCCAACACCUGCUUCUUCACCUUAAAAGACAUAUUUUAUGCUUAUUCUAGAUUAUAUCUACUUUUUUUUUACAUAAAUGUUCAAGAUGAAUAUUUAAUAAAUUUGUUAUGUAUUGAAAA
This is a messenger RNA of Parasteatoda tepidariorum (common house spider), 2771 nucleotides long. RefSeq lists its product as uncharacterized. NCBI's taxonomy places the organism in Eukaryota, Metazoa, Arthropoda, Arachnida, Araneae, Theridiidae. The record is from RefSeq and is a predicted model, not a curated record.